AAAUUUCUAUCAAAGGCAUUUGCCAGUUCCCGGAUUUACACUUUGUUCUUCGCACUACUGUAAAAUGACUGGUCGCGGUAAGGGAGGAAAAGGAUUAGGAAAAGGAGGAGCCAAGCGUCAUCGUAAAGUUCUUCGUGAUAACAUCCAGGGAAUUACUAAGCCCGCUAUUCGUCGUCUUGCUCGUCGAGGUGGUGUGAAGCGUAUCUCUGGCUUAAUCUACGAAGAAACUCGUGGUGUACUGAAGGUCUUCCUUGAGAACGUCAUCCGUGACGCAGUCACCUACACUGAACACGCCAAGAGGAAGACAGUUACAGCUAUGGAUGUUGUCUAUGCUCUGAAACGUCAAGGACGUACACUCUACGGAUUUGGAGGUUAAACGUUGCUCUCAGCGAAUAAAAAUAAAAACCGGCCCUUUUCAGGGCCACCACUUAGUCACUACGUAAAAAUGAAAUUUUCGCUACCACAUUUUAUUUAUAAUGAUUAACAAUUUUUCUUUACCGAUCAUAUACUCUACAUUUGUUAUAAGAAAUAUGAAACACUUGAACUUCAAUCAUGAUUUUAAUUGUAUCCGAAUAUAACAUUUGUAGUCGUUCGAUUUUGUUAAAUAUAUUUUAAACGCAACCAAAACAUUUUUGAAAGUACAAAAUUCAUCAUUCAUCCAACGACACAGUUUGGGCAUUUCUAUAUUCUUUCAUAAAUAUUGAUAAUAUAUUUCUCGUUUA
This is a messenger RNA of Diachasmimorpha longicaudata, 722 nucleotides long. Its product is annotated as histone H4. The transcript has a single exon. Gene Ontology annotation, cellular component: nucleosome. The record is from RefSeq and is a predicted model, not a curated record. Gene Ontology annotation, biological process: nucleosome assembly. Gene Ontology annotation, molecular function: structural constituent of chromatin; protein heterodimerization activity; DNA binding. NCBI's taxonomy places the organism in Eukaryota, Metazoa, Arthropoda, Insecta, Hymenoptera, Braconidae. Bases 65 to 376 code for a protein of 103 amino acids.